Lagenorhynchus albirostris (white-beaked dolphin) is the source of this 3994-nucleotide messenger RNA. It is a transcript of the gene TAF5L, whose product is annotated as TATA-box binding protein associated factor 5 like. Gene Ontology annotation, molecular function: transcription coactivator activity; protein binding. Gene Ontology annotation, cellular component: nuclear protein-containing complex; histone acetyltransferase complex. The coding region runs from base 1046 to 2887 and encodes 613 amino acids. The transcript is spliced from 7 exons. Gene Ontology annotation, biological process: regulation of DNA-templated transcription. The record is from RefSeq and is a predicted model, not a curated record. NCBI's taxonomy places the organism in Eukaryota, Metazoa, Chordata, Mammalia, Artiodactyla, Delphinidae.
UUUGGUGGGUGGAAGGAAUCAGGCUCAAGGAAGCUUUGGGGAGGAAGAAGUGGCCAAGCUAGGCUGUGAAGCAUGAGUGGGAGUUAGCUAAACCAGCUAGGAGUGCCAUUUUGACCAAAGCCCCUAAGGCGAGAAGGCCUUGUGGUACCCACCUGUUUUGUAAACAGAGGCAGAUAAGAGUAACCUCAGGGUGACACAGUGGAGAUGAUUUUUUUUAUCCUCCACACUGGUGAAGGAAGGAGAAAGUUUUUAAGCUGAGCACAGAUGGCGUCAGAUUAGCCGUUUGGAAAGAUUGUGCCUGUAGUGGUGUGGGAUUAAAAGUAGGGAAGGCCCAGCCACUUGUCCUGGCAGCUUUGUGUCUGCCUGUGACUCCAAAAGGAAAAUGACGGCUUCGUAGAGGCAGGCAUUUGAAUCCAAAUCUGGAAGCCUAAAGAGCACUCUGAGAAGGCAUGAGGAAACCAGAUCAUUCCAGGCAACCUUCUCUCUUAAAAAGCGUCUUCAAGGAUGUACUGUAUAUGCCUGACUACUAGGCAGGAUUCCCCCCAGAGUAUCCCUCUGAAAAGAGGGUGGUACCACAUGUUCAAGUCUCUCCUGUUACAGGCACUGUAAUUACUCUUUCCAACAACAAGAUGCUGUUUGGGAAAUACAUAUUGGACUGAAACAAUCUCAGUCAUUGCUAGUUCGGGAUAUUUAUACCACCAAUGUAUCAACAGUAAGUGAUAAAUUUGAAAAGUUCUGCCACCUGAAUCGGUAUUGAUGGCUUGCGUUGAGAUUUCCAGCGAGAGCAUCAAGUGCUGUAUCAUAGAUGAUUUGGUAGGAGCGAAGAUGGUGUGUUCUGGAAAAUGGAAUUUGAUGAUUCAGAGUGGCUUCAGUGACUACAGAGACACUGGUGUUGAAGAUGGAGAAUGAUAAACAUAGGAAACCAUAUCCCCCUUAUUCUGAGAGCACAGCAUCCUGUUUCUUCUGUCUACAGUGCUUGUAAAUGGAGCCCACGUGAAAGGCAAUUGAAAAGUCGAUCUUCAGAUUGUGUUUUAAAAGAGUUACCAUGAAUCAGUUUGGAAGGAUUAUUUAUUUGCAGAUGAUUCUGGAACAACUUGUUUGCUGCAGUAUCUGGGUCAUGAAACGGGUGCGCACCGAGCAGAUUCAGAUGGCCGUGUCCUGCUACCUCAAACGCCGGCAGUACGGGGACGCAGACGGCUCACUGAAGCAAGGCCUGCGGCUGUCGCAGAGCGCCGAGGAGAUGGCCACCAGCCUCGCAGUCCAAUCAGAAUCUGGUUGUGCCAACAUAGUGUCUGCGGCCCCUUGCCAGGCAGAGCCCCAGCAAUAUGAAGUGCAGUUCGGACGGCUGCGGAAUUUCCUCACCGAUUCUGAAUCCCAGCACAGCCAUGAAGUGAUGCCUCUCCUCUACCCCCUCUUUGUCUACCUCCACCUCAGCCUGGUCCAGAGCAGUCCCAAGAGCACGGCGGAAAGCUUUUACAGCCGCUUCCAUGGAAUGUUUCUGCAGAAUGCCAGCCAGAAGGACGUCAUCGAGCAGCUGCAGACCACCCAGACCAUCCAGGACAUCCUGUCUAACUUCCGGCUGCGGGCCUUCCUGGACAACAAGUACGUGGUCCGCCUGCAGGAAGACAGCUACAACUACCUUCUCCGCUACCUCCAGAGUGACAAUAACACCGCGCUGUGCAGAGUCCUCACCUGGCACAUCCACCUGGAUGUGCAGCCCGCCAAGAGGACGGACUACCAGCUCUACGCCAGCGGCGGCCCCUCCCGGGGCGAGGGCGGCGGCCUGGAGCCUGCCGACGUGCCCGCGCCCAUCCUGCAGAACGAGGCCGCGCUGGAGGUCCUGCAGGAGAGCAUUAAGCGUGUCAAGGACGGCCCCCCCUCUCUCACCACCAUCUGCUUCUACGCCUUCUACAACACGGAGCAGCUGCUGAACACGGCGGAGGUCUCCCCGGACAGCAAGCUGCUCGCCGCUGGCUUUGACAACUCCUGUAUAAAACUGUGGAGUCUGCGCUCCAAGAAGUUAAAAUCCGAACCGCAUCAAGUAGACGUGUCCCGCAUCCACUUGGCUUGUGAUAUCUUGGAGAAGGAGGACAACGAGGACGAUAACGCAGGCACGGAGAUGAAGGUCCUGCGGGGACACUGCGGGCCAGUGUACAGCACCAGGUUCCUUGCGGACAGCUCAGGGCUGCUCUCCUGCUCUGAGGACAUGUCCAUCAGGUACUGGGACCUCGGCAGCUUCACCAACACCGUGCUGUACCAGGGCCACGCCUACCCCGUGUGGGACCUGGACAUCAGCCCGCACAGCCUGUACUUCGCCAGUGGGUCCCACGACCGCACGGCCAGGCUGUGGUCGUUUGAUCGGACGCACCCGCUACGCAUCUACGCCGGGCACCUGGCAGACGUGGACUGCGUCAAGUUCCACCCCAAUUCAAACUACUUAGCCACGGGCUCGACCGACAAGACGGUCCGGCUGUGGAGCACCCAGCAGGGGAACUCGGUGAGGCUCUUCACGGGCCACCGCGGCCCCGUGCUCUCUCUGGCGUUUUCCCCCAACGGUAAGUACUUGGCAUCGGCGGGCGAGGACCAGCGGCUGAAGCUGUGGGACUUGGCGUCCGGGACCCUCUACAAAGAGCUUCGGGGCCACACGGACAACAUCACCAGCCUCACCUUCAGCCCGGACAGCAGCCUGAUCGCGUCGGCGUCCAUGGACAACUCGGUGCGCAUCUGGGACAUCAGGAGCGCGCACUGCAGCGCACCCGCUGACGGCUCGUCCAGCGAGCUCGUGGGCGUCUACACCGGCCAGAUGAGCAACGUGCUGAGCGUGCAGUUCAUGGCCUGCAACCUCCUGCUGGUGACCGGAAUCACACAAGAAAAUCAGGAACAUUGAUUUUUAUCUUUGAUGUAACGGACUGGGGCGUGCGAAGGGCUCCAGACGACAAGUCUUAGGACAGACGUAUGAAAUCACUGACUGACUGUGAAGGACUCCCCGCGUCCCCACGCAUCCCCCCUCGCGCCCCCACGCAUCCCCCCUCGCGCCCCCUCGUCCCGCGGACAUCCCAAGCCCGCCACCCUUUGCUCAGCCCCCAAGUGUGGAGGGACGGGGGGAGGAAGGGCGGUGACGGGGAACGAACGUGAGAUCAAGAAUCACGGAGAUCCCGCGGUGUCCCCCUGCCGGCCCCUUCCUGUGUCUGGAGCCAAGAUGCCCUCACCUCGCCGGGGCUGCACUUGGCCAGAGGAGGUUUGCUGGGCGCCCUCCCCAGGAGCAGUGCUGCAGGGUCACUGGGUGGAAGGGACUCUAUCUGGGUAGAAUUCGGGGGCGGGAACGAGGGAAGGGGGCGGGGUCAUCCUGUCAAAUGUCUUUCCUUUUUCGUGGUUACAGAGAACCAGGAUUUUUUAUUAUAAUUAUAAUUAUUAUUAUUAAGGAGAAGAGGAAACCUAGCACCGGCAGAGGCCCUUCUCUGCUCUCAUCUUUCAGGUUUUACUCCUGGCACUGGCUGUGAUACUUGGAAUUUUGAGGUUCAGGGAGUUCAGAGAAUUUGGUCGUACAGUGUAUUGGGAGAAAGGGAAAAUUUCUGGGUGACAGAUUGAUCACUCCAGCUGACAUGUUUCCAGAAGUGGGUGGGUGGAUUUGAUUGAGAAAGUCUUGGGCUCUUGCAGUGAUGGUGGGAUAGAUUCUUUUCGUGGCUGCACUUCUAUUAACAGUUCUCUCCCCUGAAAGGACAGAUUGUGGUAAAGAAAUGAAAAUAAUUGGAAGUGAGAAGUCAAAAGAUAGAAUUAGAAAAUGUUGAAUUUCCGAAUGAUUCUGAGGUGUGGCUCUUCCAGCAUCUUUUCCCCCUGAGAUCAUCCCUCCCACCUCCUGCUUUGCAAUAGCAGUUUAAUGAACAGUCUGUGAAACAAAUCUUAAGUACAAACACACACGUCGAAAACUACGCUCUGAAGAUAAAGCAACUUCUAAUUUGUGGAAAAAGGAUUAAAUAUUUCUGUUUUCUGAAAA